Messenger RNA from Plasmopara halstedii, 348 nucleotides. RefSeq lists its product as uncharacterized. The transcript is spliced from 7 exons. The coding region runs from base 1 to 348 and encodes 115 amino acids. NCBI's taxonomy places the organism in Eukaryota, Oomycota, Peronosporomycetes, Peronosporales, Peronosporaceae. The record is from RefSeq and is a predicted model, not a curated record.
AUGUCAUGCUUUUCCCGCGGACUUAUAGAACCACCAUCGUCGUUUGGUCAUGUCAAUCGCAACAUUAUCGUUGUCAUCUUACACAAAGCAUUGACGAAGGCACGUUUGGCAUUUGGAACAAGUGUUAAUAUACUCAUUCAGAGCAAGCAACCGCACGAAGACACUACACGUAUAUACGACGAUAUUUUGCUUAAGGCGAAAUUACUUGGUGGUAGGCAAUGUACUCUAAACAACAAGUCUACAUAUUUCACUGCGGUGAACAUGAAUGGCAGCAUCGACAAAAUAGCGUACUCCACGAGAUUACGCUGGUGUUUAAAUCCGAUUUCCGCCUCCAACCUUACAAUUUAA